Molecule: messenger RNA, 958 nt
Organism: Rhodofomes roseus
Lineage: Eukaryota; Fungi; Basidiomycota; Agaricomycetes; Polyporales; Fomitopsidaceae
Exons: 4
Coding region: 105-719 (204 amino acids)
Source: RefSeq, a predicted model, not a curated record
GUGCGCGCAAUGCGCAUACAAUUGUAACCUGUACCACGACGUCGAAAGUCUGAGUCGCGACUUCGCGCAGCCCUCCCGUCGCCCUCAAGAUAUCCUCUCCAACAAUGUCGACAGUGACCCGCGACCAUUCGACCAUACAAAAAACGCCGCAGGUGCAGCUAAGGCCCUUCGCCGGUCGUAGUGGGAUCAGAGCAGCAGGCGUUGGUCUACACACAUGUCCAUGCAGCGUGUGUCGCGCGAACCCACGUAGCGAUCUUCAAACCCGACGAAAUAUUUUAAAGCACAAAAAGAAGGACGAACAGCGCAAGUACACAGCUCGCCUCCUCGAAGCUCACAGAGAGACUGAGGAGCGCGAGGCUCUUGCAUGUACGACCUCAAAAAAAGCGCAAGGCUUGAAGCUUACCGAGAUGGUCACUGACUCGGAGAAUGGAGCCAAUGCACAGGCUGAGGAAUCCCGUGCGCAUAUAGCUCGGAGGCAGGACGACGACUUAACUGUUGCUCGAGCUCCAGUAGCAGACUUGCACUCUCCAUUUCCAACAUCCCGUCAAAGCUCGGUCUUGAGCUAUGUUGAUCAAUACAUGGCCGUGCCAUACUCGGAUUUGCGGGCUCAUGUGCAUGAACAUGCAACGCCCAUCCGAUACGCGCACUCGAACGCGAGCGAUUCGGAGGCUGCACUGGCAAACAAAGGCGAGCAAGUUCGUGUCGUUCGACUCUCCUGACUCAGGAGAGUCGGACGGUACCGCUUCUGCGCGGUUUCGCGUACUACUUGCUCGUCUUGGGCUGCCACUGAGGAGAAAGAAGAGUCCCUCGACCCGUACUGCGGAGACGAUUGAAAACCAGCUCAGCGUCGUGCAGGACAUGUACCUCAGGCCGAGCGGUUCGACAAAUGAAUAUUUAUGGGUUCGUGUCGACCUACAUCUAUGACGCUAUAAUGCAGACGACGGAUGGUACAUGCGAC